AAAGCGGCGCUUUUCCCCGUCCAGGCGGCGUACACCGACCCCGCGACGGGCGUCUGUUUCAACACGUACUACGCGCCGGCAGGGUCGCCGGCCGCGCCGCUCUAUGUGUGCCACCACGGCGCAGGGUCGUCGGCCAUGACGUUCUGGUGCUUGGCGCGGCAGCUCCGCGACCUUGCCGAGGGCGACGACGUGCCCGGCGUCUUUGCUUUCGACGCGCGGGGGCACGGCGGCACGUGCCCGCCAGGGCUCCGGUACACGUUGGCGGACCUCGCGGGCGACUUUGCGUUUGUCAUGCGCGAGUUCUGCGAGCGCCACCGGCCCGGCAACCCCGUGUGCUUGGUGGGCCACUCGCUCGGCGGCGCUGUGCUCACGGAGUUCGUGGCGCGGUUCCCGGACCUGGACUGCAACGUCCGCGGGCUCGUGGUUGUGGACGUCGUCGAGGACACGGCGGUGCGCUCGUUGCUGCAGAUGGCGGUGUUCCUCCACAAGCGGCCGCGGGCGUUCGGCUCGUACGGCCAGGCCAUCCGCUGGCACCUACAGACGCGCUUGCUACGGAACGAGGAGUCGGCGCGCGUCAGCGUGCCCGAGUUGCUUGUGCGCGGGCCCGGCGGCGGCUUGGUGUGGAAGGCCAGCCUCCUGGACAUGGCGCCGUCGUGGCACACGUGGUUCGACGGACUCUCGCGGAAGUUCUUGGCGUGUCGCUUGACAAAACAGAGCCUAGCGAAAAUGCUCGUGCUCUCCAGCAGCGAGACUUUGGACAAGGGCUUGACCAUCGGCCAGAUGCAGGGCCGCUUCCAGCUCGUGGUGUUCAACAACUCCACCAACGCGGGCCACUUCCUCCACGAGGACAUCCCGCGGCAAGUGGCCGCGACGCUCUCCGAGUUCAUGCGCCGC
Metschnikowia bicuspidata var. bicuspidata NRRL YB-4993 is the source of this 894-nucleotide messenger RNA. RefSeq names its product carboxylesterase-mitochondrial 37S ribosomal protein YmS2 (gene PPE1). The annotation marks the transcript as partial. Gene Ontology annotation, biological process: protein demethylation. NCBI's taxonomy places the organism in Eukaryota, Fungi, Ascomycota, Pichiomycetes, Serinales, Metschnikowiaceae. The transcript has a single exon. Gene Ontology annotation, molecular function: protein methylesterase activity. The record is from RefSeq and is a predicted model, not a curated record.